AUGACCUCGAGGCGGAAGACAUUUGCGGCGUUCGGUGCCAGGCCUAAAGUUGAUGGAUACAACCCGAUCGGGAGUAUCCAUAAAGCUGCCAGGCACGGUGAUCUGAAAGGAGUAAGGCGUCUCCUGGUUCGCGGGGGCUGUCAUGUCAAUGACAUAGACAAGAAGAACAGACAAGAAGAACAGGUAAUAGAGUGUGCGAGUCCUGCAGCCCCACAGGGAAGGGGCCUUCGGGAAAAGGCCAUCCAACAGCAGGAAGAGGAAUGUGUAACUAUUCUUCUUGAAAAUGGUGCUGAUCUAAAUGUUCAGGACCCCAAUGGUGAAACUCCUCUCCAUCAUGCUGUUUAUACUGACAACACAUCAAUAGCAGCAAAACUACUUUCACAUAAUGCAAAUAUUGAAGCCCAAAACAAGGAUGGCCACACACCACUUUUACUUGCCCUAAAGGAAAACAAACACCAUAUGGCAGAAUUUUUAAUUAAGGCAAAAGCAAAUGUACAUGCAGUUGAUAACAGGGGCAGAACAGCCCUCAUGCUGGCUGUGAGAUAUGAAUCACCAGGUAUAAUCAAGCUUCUAAUUGAAGAAGGGGUUGAUAUCUUUGCAGAAGAUAAGAAUGGAGGGACUGCCUUAUGUUAUUCUGUUGCCAGUGGCUACAAUAUAUGUUCUGAUAAACCUGGUCCUAGUGAUUCUACACCAGAUGAAGGCAACAAUCAAUCUGAUACCAAGAAUGUUGCAGAAGAUAAAGAAUUAUAUGAAGAUUUUCAACAAUCCAGUAAAGAUGAAGCAAAAUCUGUCACAGGAACACAAGAAAACAAAACCGUGUUUGACCACGGUGGUACUGAAUGUCAAAAGGAAGACAAAGCUGGAGUCAAUUUUGCACAAUCAAUCAGUAUAAAGCACUCUUAUAAGCCUUCCUUUUCAGCUACUAACUCAAAGCAUUUAUCUGGUGAUGAUAAUCAAGGAGAACAGAAGAUAGGAAAACAUGUGGAAGAUGUGGGUUCUAUGUCUUCUCAUAUGGGUGGAUCAAGAAAUGAUAUGGUGGCUAAAUCAGAGGAUACCACAAUUGACAGUGUGUCCAUGUCCUCCAAAGAACCUCAUUCAGAUGUGACACCAGAGGAUGGGGCAAAAACUCUUCAUGGCACUAAGAAGAAGUGGACAAAGUCUUCAUCUUUGACUGAAUCAAGAAAUGAAAACAUGGCUAAACCAGAAGAUACAGGAAUUGACAGUGUGCCCAUGUCCCCCAAAGAAUGUCAUUCAGAUGUAACACCAGAGGAUCGGGAAAAAACUCUUCAUGGUACUAAGAAGAAGCGGGGAAAGCGAUCCUCUGGUAAUGCUAAACAAGGACGAGAGCAGAGGAUAAAGGAAUAUGUUGAAGAAUGUCAUUCAGAUGUAACACCAGAGGAUCGGGAAAAAAUUCUUCAUGGUACUAAGAAGAAACGGACAAAGCGAUCCUCUGGUAAAGCUAAACAAGGAGGAGAGCAGAGGAUAAAGGAAUGUGUUGAAGAUGUGGGUCUUAUGUCUUCUCCUUUGGCUGAAUCAAGAAAUGACAGCCUGGCUAAACCAGAGCAUACAGGAAUCAACAGUGUGCCCAUGUCCCCCAAAGAACCUCAUUCAGAUGUGACACCAGAGAAUGGGUCAAAAACUCUUCAUGGUACUGAAAAGAAACAUGCAAAGGAGAUGCAAGACUAUGAAUCUGUGGAAGGAGAUGUGAGUCUUAUGUCUUUUCCUUUGGCUGAAUCAGGAAAUGACAAUCUGGAUAAACCAGAGGAUACAGGAAUCGACAGUGUGCCCAUGUCCCCCAAAGAGUCUCAUUCUGAUGUAACACCAGAGGAUCCAGCAAAAACUCAUGGUACUAAGAAGAAGCGGGCAAAGCGAUCCUCUGGUAAAGCUAAACAAGGAGGAGAGCAGAGGAUAAAGGAACAUGUCAAAGAUGUGGGUCUUAUGUCUUCUCUUUUGGCUGAAUCAAGAAAUGACAACUUGGCUAAAGCAGAGGAUACAGAAAUCAACAGUGUGCCUAUGUCCCACAAAGAGUCUCAUUCAGAUGUAACACCAGAGGAUCCAGCAAAAAAACUUCAUGGUACUAAGAAGAAGUGGGCAAAGCUGUUUCAGCGAUCCUCUGAUAAUGAUAAACAAGGAGGAGAGCAGAGUAUAAAGGAACAUGUCAAAGAUGUGGGUCUUAUGUCUUCUCCCUUGGCUGAAUCAAGAAAUGACAACAUGGCUAAACCGGAGGAUUCAGUAAUUGACAGUGUGCCUAUCUCCCCAAAGGGACCCUCUGGUAAAGCUAAACAAGGAGGAGAGCAGAGGAUAAAGGAAUAUGUCAAAGAUGUGAGUCUUAUGUCUUCUCCUUUGGCUGAAUCAGGAAAUGACAACCUGGCUAAACCAGAGGACACAGGAAUCAACAGUGUGCCCAUGUCCCCCAAAGAGUCUCAUUCUGAUGUAACACCAGAGGAUCAAGCAAAAACGCUUCAUGGUGGUAAGAAGAAGCGGGCAAAGCGAUCCUCUGGUAAAACUAAACAAGGAGGAGAGCAGAGGAUAAAGGAACAUGUCAAAGAUAUGGGUCUUAUGUCUUCUCCUUUGGUUGACUCAAGAAAUGACAACAUGGCUAAAUCAGAGGAUACAGAAAUCGACAGUAUGCCUAUGUCCCCCAAAGAACCUCAAUUAGAUGUGACACCAGAGGAUGGGGCAAAAACUCUUCAUGGUACAAAGAAGAAGAAGUGGGCAAAGCUGUUUCAGCGAUCCUCUGAUAAUGAUAAACAAGGAGGAGAGCAGAGUAUAAAGGAAUAUGUCAAAGAUGUGGGUCUUAUGUCUUCUCCUUUGGCUGAAUCAAGAAAUGACAACAUGGCUAAACCAGAGGAUACAGGAAUUGACAGUGUGCCUAUCUCCACCAAAGAGACUCAUUCAGAUGUGACACCAGAGAAUGGGUCAAAAACUCUUCAUGGUGCUGAAAAGAAGCAUGCAAAGCAUUCCUCUGGUGAUGCUAAUCUUGAAGCAGAGAAGAUAAAUACAUAUAUAGAAGAUGUGGAUCUUAUGUCUUCUUUGGCUGAAUCAAGAAAUGACAACUUGGCUAAAGCAGAGGAUACAGAAUUCGGCAGUGUGCCCAUGUCCCCCAAAGAACCUUAUUCAGAUGUGACACCAGAGAAUGGGACAAAAAGUCUUCAUGUUUCUAAGAAGAAGCGGACAAAGGUCACAAAUCAAAUAAAUGCUAUGGAAGACCUUGAUGAAUCACAGUCACCUUUAACAGCCUCACAGGUUUCUGAAGUGGCUUACCCUAAUUGUAGGGAUAUUUGGAUGCUGUUUGAACAACCAAGCAUGUCGUAUAAAGAUUCUCAUAGCCUACCAAAAAUCAAAAAAGCAGUUGAUUCAUGUCAAAGAAUAGAACUUGAAAAAAGUCAUCCUUCACAGGGUUCAUUACCUUUGAAAGAAGUGGCAAAACUGGAAAAUAAACUUUGUGUACUAAAAGAGGAGUUAUCAGAAAUGGAAAAUGCAAAGUCUAAGUUAGAGCAGAAAGAAAUAAAAUGGAAACAAGAACUCUGCAACUUGAGGGAUGACUUAAAAGAAAAGGAGAAGAAGUUAAGAGAUUUUGAUCAGCUUUGUGAAAAAAUGAACAACCAGUUAAGAGAAAUAGAGGAGAAGUAUGAGAAGGAAGUUGAAUUGAACAAAGAACUUCAACUCUUUUCUGGGUCACUUAAAACAGAAUUAGAGACUGCAAGAAAUAACUUGAACAAGGUUUCUACAAGGAAAGAAACAGAAAAAGAGUUGUUGCAUAAAUACCACAUAUUGGAGGAUAGAUUUGCUAUGAUAAGAUUGGAAAUGGAGAAAAUGAAUCACCAAAAUCAGGAAGAUAAAAAGGAAUAUCUAGAGGUCAUUGACAGUUUAAGAGAAAAGAAUGAUGACCUUCAAAGGACAAUCAAAUUGAAUGAGGAAACGCUUACAAAAACAACAUUCCAAUAUAAUGAACAGAUUGAUAUUCUGAAAACUGAGAUUACAAAGCUAAAGUUUAAACUGGAAAAUAAAGAGCAGAACACAGAAAGGCAGGAAACAGAAGUCAAAUCAUACCCUGCUAGUCAGGCUGUUGCUGCACUUCCUUGUAAUGAAAAUCAGACAUCCAAAAGAGAACUAGAACUUCCUUCUCAGAGAGCAACAGAUGGGUGCCUGGGUUUAAAGGACAAGGAGAAUUUCAAAAUAUCAAAACUAAAUGUUGGUAGUGAGAUUCUUUCCCAAAAGUUUUCCAAGUCUGGAAUAAAAGUCAUUCUCCCAGAAAAAAAGUUCUGUAGUCAUAUGAGACGUGAUCUUAGGAAAGUGAUUAUGACUUUAAAACAGGUAGUUUUGAGACAAUCUGAAGAAGAACUGACUGAUAACCAGACAGAAGAAUCUCAGUCAGAAGUUUUAUCCAAACAUUCAUCACGUUAUCACCUUAAUACAGAAGAUGGGAUACAGGAUUUGAAGAAGAUACUAGAUCAAGUUGUAUGUCAAACACAUACAGCAACUUCAAACGUUUUAGAGGAGUUAAAGUAUAAUGAGGUUUCAAUGAUAAAGUUGAUGCAACGCAGAAUUGACAAGCUACAAUAUGAAAUACAAAUGGAAGAACAUGAUGAAUUCCAUGUAGAAGAAUAUAAAGUCCAUAAGUAUGUCAAAAUGUAUAGUAAGAAAAGAGCUUAA
This is a messenger RNA of Sciurus carolinensis (gray squirrel), 4656 nucleotides long. RefSeq names its product ankyrin repeat domain-containing protein 36C-like. Gene Ontology annotation, molecular function: protein binding. The record is from RefSeq and is a predicted model, not a curated record. NCBI's taxonomy places the organism in Eukaryota, Metazoa, Chordata, Mammalia, Rodentia, Sciuridae. The transcript is spliced from 44 exons. Bases 1 to 4656 code for a protein of 1551 amino acids.